AUGAGUCCCAAAAUCAAAUGUCUAACUUUGCUUGUUGCAAUCUUUGCGGUACUUUUGGCGUCCAUGUCCCAUCUCAUAAGUAGCCCAAUAUUACCAUCAUCCUUCAAAGACUUUGUUAAUCUUUCUCUAACCAGCUUAUUAUCAUCACCAAUUAUUUCACCUCUUAUCUCAUACACAAUUAGCAGGCACCAUAAUCAUGAUCACCAACGCAAAAAACGUCCAGACAAGGGCAAAGACUCGUCGAUCUGCGACGAUUUUCAACCUCAAUUUCCUUCUGUAGAUGCUAACACAACCUCUAUUCUUUGCGUGGAUCGAAACGGAUGUUGCAAUUUCACCACAGUUCAAGGCGCUAUAGAUGCAGUUCCUACCACUCCUCCUAGCCAGAAAAGAACCAUAAUAUGGAUUAAUUCUGGCCUUUACUAUGAGAAAGUGACGAUUCCGAGAACCAAACCGAACAUAACGUUUCAAGGACAAGGCUAUACUUCGACGGCAAUUGUCUGGAACGACACAGCGAACUCAUCGCGUGGAACGUUCUUUAGUGGCUCCGUUCAAGUUUUCUCUGACAAUUUUAUCGCCCAGAACAUAAGCUUCAUGAAUGUAGCUCCUAUUCCGAAGCCUGGAGAUGUUGGAGCACAAGGAGUAGCAAUGAGGGUGUCAGGAGACCAAGCUGCGUUCUGGGGUUGUGGAUUCUUUGGAGCACAAGACACUCUUCAUGAUGAUAAGGGGCGGCAUUACUUCAAAGAUUGCUACAUCCAAGGCUCUAUUGAUUUCAUCUUUGGAAACGCAAGGUCCUUGUAUGAGGACUGCGUGCUGAUUUCCAUGGCAAACCCGGUGGCAGAGGGGUCAAAGUUUAUAGACGGAUGUGUGACCGCGCACGGCAGAACCUCAAAAGACGAAAACACAGGCUUUGCAUUCGUCAACUGCACCAUUGGAGGCACUGGUAGAGUUUGGCUUGGUCGAGCUUGGAGGCCAUUUUCACGUGUCGUCUUUGCCCACACAACAAUGUCCGAUAUCAUUGCCCCUGAGGGUUGGAAUGAUUUCAAUGAUCCAACACGAGACCAGACUAUUUUCUAUGGUGAAUAUGACUGCUCAGGCCCGGGGGCUAAUAUGAGCAUGAGGGCUCCUUAUAUACAAAGACUGAAUGACACAGAAGCUUCUGUUUUCAUUAAUGCGUCUUUCAUUGAUGCCAACCAAUGGUUACUACCCCACGCUACUUAA
Molecule: messenger RNA, 1218 nt
Organism: Morus notabilis
Lineage: Eukaryota; Viridiplantae; Streptophyta; Magnoliopsida; Rosales; Moraceae
Product: probable pectinesterase 8
Exons: 5
Coding region: 1-1218 (405 amino acids)
Biological process (GO): cell wall modification
Molecular function (GO): pectinesterase activity
Source: RefSeq, a predicted model, not a curated record